This is a messenger RNA of Aspergillus affinis, 1230 nucleotides long. RefSeq lists its product as uncharacterized. The transcript has a single exon. NCBI's taxonomy places the organism in Eukaryota, Fungi, Ascomycota, Eurotiomycetes, Eurotiales, Aspergillaceae. The record is from RefSeq and is a predicted model, not a curated record. The coding region runs from base 1 to 1230 and encodes 409 amino acids.
AUGGACGCCAGGCUAAUGGAAAAAGGAAGGGUCGCAAUGGAACGAGCACGGCUCCCCAAAGACGAGACAGUUGCCCGGGUGUUUAAAAUUGACCCAGAAAACCCCCGUCCCUCUGAGCAAUACAAUGGUCUUGUACUCAGUGACCCAGCCGCCGAUUGGGAGGAAUGGUACUUCUGGUGCCCCCUGCCCGAGGGCGAGUACUACGCCAAGCCGCUUCUGGAAAUGAUGCUGAUAAUGAUGGGUACAGAUCUCUGCUAUAUCAUGAACCAGAAGCUGGACGAAAACCCGGAAUUCGACUCGGGUAUUUAUUGGAUCACUGACAUCGUUGAGAAGGACCGGGUCGACGGACCUCCUGGCAUCUUUACGAAGAUACGAAAUGAGAUCGAGACAGUUCUGAAAGAAAAUCGCUUCCCUGAGAACGAGAAACGCCGAAUUAGUCUGGAGGAGAGGUACGGGUCGAAGCCGGGUGGUUCUCCUAGCCCUUUCAGUUCGGGCAACUCGACUCCAGCGGGCAGCAGAAAGCCGAGUCCUCCUCAACAGACUCAGCAGGGUUCCUGGUGUCCUCGUUGGCCAUCCAAGGCCAUCCCUAUUGUGGACCCAAACACUGUUGGUAAGGACACCCCCAAGGGGACCCAGAGCAGUGAGACUCAGACGCCCUCCUCUGUCAGCACUCCACGACGUCCCUCCAAGGCCGUCCCAAUUGUCAACCCCACCAGUGCUCCUGCGAAGGCUUCUGCUGAUGUCCCACCUCCAGCUCCUGCUAAAGAGCUCCCAAAUGCUCCUGCUCCCACCGCAGGUUCUACCCCUAUGCACCCGCUGGAAAGUCCUAUCCCCGUGCUCACCGCAGCUCCUGCCCCUGUGCACCCUAUGGCGAGUGUCCCUGUCCCUAUGUACCCUUUGGCAAGUGUUCCUGCUCCCAUCGCAGGUCCCUAUCCUACUCCGCUUAUGAUGAAUGCACCUCGUCCUCAUUACGCCAGCAUGCCCGCUCCUUACCCCGGCAUGCCCCCUCAAUGGCCCCCUCAGGGUACUGUUUUCUACCGCUGUCCUACGUACCCCGGAAGCAGUUAUGGCACCCUGCCCAAUCCCUUCCCAUACAAUGACCCACGGUUUCACAAUACGGUACCUGUGCAUGUCGAUGCCAGAGGUUAUCCGAUCCCUCAAAGAUUUACUGAUAACACUCCACCGCCGAGCGCACCGAGAGGGCCUCGCAACGUCUUUUUGUUCAGAUAA